Molecule: messenger RNA, 1566 nt
Organism: Nicotiana attenuata
Lineage: Eukaryota; Viridiplantae; Streptophyta; Magnoliopsida; Solanales; Solanaceae
Product: putative rRNA methyltransferase YlbH
Exons: 11
Coding region: 128-1141 (337 amino acids)
Biological process (GO): rRNA methylation
Molecular function (GO): methyltransferase activity
Source: RefSeq, a predicted model, not a curated record
UUCGUCACAUAAUUCCCAUUCUCCACUCUAUCCAAUCAGAGUUCUCAAGAAAAUGAUAAAUGCUCAAAGUCGCUUCACCAAUUCUGCAGCGAGCUAAGUGAGAGUCGACCACAUUUGGGCUUAAGAAAUGGCGGUUGCAUCAUUACAUACUCUUCUUUCAUUUCUUUCACCUCUCGGCUCUCGUUCAUUCCCCGACACCAGUUUACUUAGCUCCAAUCCUUCUCUCGUCGGUUAUCCUUUCACAGCCACCAAUCGUCGCCGCCCAUUCAUUAUCACCUUCUCUUACAAAUCCAAAAAAGAACUCUCAGUUGAUAAGAAAAGACAGUUACUUGAACAAUACGGUCUUAAUCCGGAUGAGUUCUUAUCUGAACCUUCUCCAAAGACAAAAAAGAGAAGGGAACAAUCCAAGACGGGAGGCGGAAAACAGGUCCUUCUAGAAGAACCUAGGGCGCCACGUGAGACACAUAAAUUGCUUCAGGUUGUUGGAGGGACAGCUCGAAGGAAGAAAUUGCUCUCACCAAAGAGUAUGGAUGUGCGUCCCAUGAUGGAAGUCGUAAAAGCUGCUGCAUUUGGCAUUUUGCAAGCAGCCGGUGGUUGCCCUACGUCUUUAAGGCCUGGCCGUUGGUUAGACCUCUAUAGUGGGACAGGAUCAGUUGGUAUAGAAGCCGUCAGUCGAGGAUGUUCUGAGGUACAUUUUGUUGAGAUGGACCCUUGGGUUGUCUCAGAUGUUCUGCGGCCAAAUUUAGAAUGGACUGGUUUCCUUGAUGUCUCAGUCAUACAUACUGUCCGUGUUGAGAGCUUCUUGGAGCGGGCAGAAAAUUUUCUUGGUGAAGGUGGGAGCUUUGAUUAUAUUAGUGUUACGCCACCAUAUGCUGCCGUUGAUUACAGUAUAUUAAUGAAUCAAAUUUCAAAAUCUUCAGUAGUGGGAGAGAAUACAUUUAUAUUGGUGGAGUACCCCUUGAGAACUGACAUGCUGGAUUCAUGCGGGUGUCUUGUUAAGAUAUCUGACCGGCGGUUUGGUCGAACACAUUUGGCAAUAUAUGGACCAAAGUGGGCGCAGAAGAAGAAAUAUGUUGAGAAGACAAAGAGAAGGCAGGAAAAGCUGGAUUUGUUAAGGGAUGUGGAGAUUUCGGCAUCUUAAGUUUAACUACUGAGAAUUGCAUAACACAUCUUAUAGUCAACAGAGGGUGUAAAAUGCUGUCAGAAAUUUGAUUGCCCCAUUUCUCUCCAUCUAUUCACAUGGUCAAUUGCUUCUUGGGGCAUUUUGCAUCCCUGGCUGCCCCCAUUGGGAUGACAUACUUGACUCACUCAUAAUGAGCAGCCCGCAGCCGUAUGCACUUCCUUUACAGAUACGUGACUUCAAAUACAAGUAUAUAUUCAAGACUAUUAAUGAUCAAAUUAAUUCUGGAAAUAAAGAUUUUUCUCUUCGAUUUGCUCUGACGGGGAUGUGGAUGAUUUUUAAUCUAGUAGACGAAUCUAGAAAUUGAACUCGAUGAGUUCAAGCUUUUAAGUUCAACCAAAUACAUUUAAAAUUGAAUUUUUAUAUUUGUUGAAACUGUUGUACCA